UCAUCGGGGAUUCCACCGGGUCGCCAGCUUCUCAAAUUUCGGCUGACAGCGAAGCCGAUCGAGCCGAACUUUCGAAAGAGUCUUCUUUAGGCCUCCGAAUUGGGCAACCUUCUCGUGACGUCAGCUCAUGAAACUGGAACGCCCGCCCUCAGCCGAGACCGGCCCCUGCAUUGGCCAGUGACGUUCCCGAAACUGAGGUUGCUUAACGACGCUUCGGGAUUGUGUCUCGGGAACUGAAAGUUUGCGAGCUGAUUGGGUAAGAAGGUCAGGAGGCGGGGCCGUGACUGCCGAAAUGCUCAAAGCGGCCGCCUUGGGCCCGCUACGUCAACCGCAGCCUCGUCCCCAUUGGCCGCCUCUUCCGAGCUCCCUCGUCCUGAGGACGUGGCUGGAAAGUGAGCCCCGGCAGGUUCUGGACGGAGGAAAGAGCGGCGGCUGUAAGUCCCUCCGUUGAGUGCCGGCGAAGAGGGAGGACCGGGACCCUCCAAUUCGGAGGCGCGAAGAUAAGAUACUUGGUGGCCGUAGUGGAAGAGGGGAGUCGGGGUCUGAGUGGGCUCACCUCCUCCUCCUCCUCCUCCUCCUCGACUUUCUCCUGUAAAAGCUCCGGGAUCCUGUGGCGGAAAGGCAAGAGAUGCGACUCCCUUCUGGAGACCGUUAGAGGACGCUGACAGACUCUGGACAGCGAGGAGACCAUAUGGCCAGGAUCAGUUUUUCCUGCCUGUGUCCAGCAUCUUGGCACUUCACUGUGCCUUCAGUGAGCCUUUGUCUCCGUCAGCGUUUUGCCCUGGUACUCCUGUUAUUUGCAGUCUUUCUUCUACUGAUUGUGGCAAUUAAAAAUCUGUGGCACUGGAAAGCUGAUUCUCGGGAUAGGCAGUUUGAAAGGUAUUUAGCACGUUAUCGUGCCUUGGAGGCAACAGACACAAAGGAUCCAGCUCUGAGUUAUGGGGUGGUUGUUGACUGUGGGAGCAGUGGGUCCCGGGUCUUUGUGUAUUAUUGGCCACCACACAAUGGGAAUCCUCAUCACUUACUUGACAUCCGGCAAAUGCGAGAUCACAGCAGUGAACCUGUGGUCAAGAAGAUCAAACCAGGGAUCUCUACACUGGCAAAAACUCCAGAGAAGGCUAAUGAAUAUAUGAAGCCACUGCUCACCUUUGCUGCUGCCUAUGUACCCAAAGUCAAGCACAAAGAGACGCCACUCUACAUUAUGUGUACAGCAGGCAUGAGGCUGUUGCCUGACAAGCAGCAGGAGGCCAUCCUGGGGGACUUGGUGAAGGACAUACCCUUGGAAUAUGACUUCCUCUUCUCAGAAUCUCAGGCAGAAGUGAUUUCAGGGAAACAAGAAGGUGUCUAUGCUUGGAUAGGCAUCAACUUCGUCCUAGGUAGAUUUGAUCAUGCGGAAGAGGAAGAUGCACUGAUUUCUGUGACCCUGUCAGGUCAAGAAGAGCCUAUGGUCCGAAAAAGAACAGUUGGGAUCCUCGACAUGGGAGGUGCAUCCCUGCAAAUAGCCUAUGAGGUGCCAAACUCAAUCCCCUUUUCUUCCCCACAGCAGGAAGAAGCUGCCAAAAGUUUGCUUGCAGACUUCAACUUGGGAUGUGAUGUGCAACACACAAAACAUGUGUAUCGAGUCUAUGUCAAUACUUUCUUGGGCUUUGGAGGCAACUUUGCUCGGCAACGAUAUGAAGAACUGGUGCUGAAUCAGACCAUCACUCACAACAGAUUGCGCAGUGUACAAAUAGGUUUGAAUCCUGAAGUGCCAGUCUUAGACCCGUGCCUGCCAAUGGGACUAGAGGAUGUUGUGGAUAAAGGUGGGCAGGCAAUGCAUGUCAGGGGCCAAGGUGAUUGGAGGAGCUGUGCAGAACAACUGCGCCCCCUAUUGGCUGGAAACAAUAGCAGUGGAAGUUCUUUGAGCAAUUCCUAUCAGGCAUCUAUUGAUUUUAUGAACAGUGAAUUCUACGGGUUCUCAGAAUUCUACUACUGCACUGAUGAUGUGCUGCGUCUAGGAGGAUCUUAUCUAAGCAGUACAUUCAUACGUGCUGCUCAAGAUUAUUGUAGCCUGAGCUGGUCAGUAUUGCUACAGAGAUUCCAAGACAAGCUUUACUCACCACAUGCAGACCUCCACCGUGUUAAGUAUCAAUGCUUCAAGUCAGCUUGGAUGCACCAAGUUCUACAUGAAGGAUUCCAUUUCCCCAAAGAUUACUCUAGCUUGCGUACAGUGCAGUUGUUAUAUGACCGAGAAGUGCAAUGGACAUUGGGAGCCAUUCUUUAUAAAACCCGCUUUUUACCUCUCAGGGACAUCCAACGGGAGAGCUUCCAUCAGUCACAUAGCUCUUGGUUCCAUCUUUCCUUUGUCUACAAUCAUUAUCUGUUUUUUGGGUGUAUUCUUGUGGUGACGUUUGCAAUUGGGCUCUACCUCCUCCGUCUACGCCGUAUCCACCAUCAGCCAUUGCAGUCAGCACCCCUUGAUCUGCUGUGGCUAGAAGAAGUUGUACCACUGCCAGCUCAGAAAGAAGGCUCCUGACAAAAGAAUGCUGUUAGGACUGUUGCGGUGACUGUCCAGUGUUUCCUGUUUUUUAAUGGGCCAAAAGCUGUGAUUCCCUUUUUCCCCCCAGUCCAAAAUACUGUAACACUCCUUGUUAGCCUCAGAGUGGCUGCUCAAUAUUAUUCUACCCCAAGGGCCAUGGCUGCCAGGGGACUUCAGAUUGUAUCUGAAGUUCCUAACUGGGAUAGGACAAUCAUGUUGCAGGUGUUACAGGGCAAGGACCAAAGGUUCACUUCCAUCCCUGUUGGAAUUGAAAAAGUAUCAAUGCAAAUAACCAAAGAAAACUAUCUGCUCAGGAAAAGGUGGGUGGGAGAAUUUGCCACAGGAUAUUUGCAGGACCAAGCAGCUUUUCUGAGGGAUCUUCUGCAAAGGAAAGUGAAGAGCUCAUACUGGUGCUUGCCCUCUGAUUUGAAUAGAGGCGUCUUGUUGUACCAGUGGCUGAGAGAGGACUCAUGUAGGAUCCAUUGGACAAAAAAUGUAGGAUCCAUCGGACAAAAACACUCCUUUAAAACCAGAAGAAAAAGAAGCUACAAUUGGCUGCUACAUUCUGCCUUCUUUUUCCACUUGUGGUUUUCGAGGAAUUGAAUUUUGCACAAAGAAAGCAUGGGGAUUCUGUCAGAUUCUCUAUUACAUACAUGAUGAAGGAUGGCUCAUUGGGGAUGCUCCUUCCUUGAGCAUUUCAUCUAUUUCUAGUACAGGUAAUCCCCCAGGUACGACCAUGCAUUUAGUGAAUUUUCAUCAGAAGAAAUUUAUUCAGGUAAAGUACUUACAUUAGAAAUUCAAAACUGCGAUCAAAAAGAAGCCAUGUGACUUGGAUUCAGUCACUACUGCAGUGGUGGCCAUUUUAAACUGUGACUUUCUUUUGCCGUUCUGGGUUACAACAUGAAAUUUCCUGAAGCUGGCAGGUUUUUUUUCCCCUCCGGUCAUAUGGCCAAACAAGAUCCAGUGAUUUUGCAACUAGUGCCAAGUUUGUUUUAUUUUUUUGAUGUUACCUGGAGAGGCUUGUGCUGAUCAGAGGCAGCAUUUUUUUAAAAAGAGGUUUUAAAUUUAAAUUGCCUCCAGAUUUUGUGAGUGCCCCAUCACUGGAGACUUUUCAGAAGAGACUGAAUAGGCAUUUAUCAGAAAUUCCCCCCCACCCCAAUUUGGCUGGCUGCCUAGAGAGGCUUGAAUUGACUAGCAUUUUUUAAAAAAGUCCUUGCCUGUCUGGAUAGGGUUGAGUUUAGCAGGGGCAAGUGAUUUUUUUAUUUUAAAGCAACUUAAGCUGAGAGUUCUGUAAUACCCCACCCCACCCCGCUGCCUGAAGAUGCUUGAGCUGUCUUUAAAAAGCAACUGAAAGCGGAGAGCUCUGCGAGCCUGCUUGGAGGCAAUUUAGUUCCUGAGCUGAAGGCUGCACCGGAAACAGCUGAUGGGCGGCUGGCAGCAACAGAGAAAGCCUCUCAGUUCAGUUAACGAUGGCAGCGAUUAAUUAACUGGGGAAAUUGUCAGAUUUUGUUCAUUUAACAACCCAUUUGAUUCAAUUAACAAAUUUGAUUUUAAAAAUUUGUAAAAUUAAGUCUAAUUCAUUUGAAGAAUUUUUUGACUUACAACCCUAAUGGGCAGGUUCCAUUAGGGUCUUACCUCGAGGACUACCUGUAUAGCAGAAAACUAUCUUGAAAUACAAACCAUUCUGGAUAACUGAACUUGUUUCAACAGUGACUGUCUAAAUCAACGGUGGGCUACAUUUCGUAAUGUAUUUGUUUGAAUACUUGAAAUCCAGUGAAGUGUAGCAAUAAAUUACACUGAACUACGUAA
Molecule: messenger RNA, 4327 nt
Organism: Pantherophis guttatus
Lineage: Eukaryota; Metazoa; Chordata; Lepidosauria; Squamata; Colubridae
Gene: ENTPD7
Product: ectonucleoside triphosphate diphosphohydrolase 7
Biological process (GO): CTP metabolic process; UDP catabolic process
Cellular component (GO): membrane; Golgi apparatus
Molecular function (GO): UDP phosphatase activity; ribonucleoside triphosphate phosphatase activity; GDP phosphatase activity
Source: RefSeq, a predicted model, not a curated record